Molecule: messenger RNA, 2434 nt
Organism: Zalophus californianus (California sea lion)
Lineage: Eukaryota; Metazoa; Chordata; Mammalia; Carnivora; Otariidae
Gene: CCND3
Product: cyclin D3
Exons: 5
Coding region: 526-1404 (292 amino acids)
Biological process (GO): mitotic cell cycle phase transition; regulation of cyclin-dependent protein serine/threonine kinase activity; positive regulation of G1/S transition of mitotic cell cycle
Cellular component (GO): cyclin-dependent protein kinase holoenzyme complex; cytoplasm; nucleus
Molecular function (GO): cyclin-dependent protein serine/threonine kinase regulator activity
Source: RefSeq, a predicted model, not a curated record
AGUGGCUAGCUUACUAUCAUUCCUAUUCCCCCGAGCUUUCAGGGGGUGAAGCAGGGUCUGACGAAUGAAUGACCAACCUUUUGGAAGAAAGUUCUUUCCUGGGCGGCUAGAGUCAGAGAAGCAAAAGGGGAGGGCUGGUCGGUGGGGGAAGAGGCCCACCUCCAAGAAGCUUCUCUCCACCCGGUGGUCAGAACAGCCGGGAGCGCCCGGAAGCCGGCCGGCCCGCGCCCAGCCGACCAAUGCGGCCGCCCGGGGAGAGGGGGCGGCCAGCCAGCCCUUUCCGUCUGGGGCUCCGGCGGCCCCGCCCCUUGUGCGUUGCGCCGCUCGAGCAUUCCACGGUUGCUACAUCGUCGCGAGGGGCGGGGCGCCUGUCAGGGAAGCGGCGCGCGCGCCGGCGCGGGCGGGCUGGGGCUCGGCCGCGCAGUGCCAGCGCCAGCACCAGACCCGCGCCCCGCGCUCUCCCGACCGCCGCCUGCGUUCUGGCUCGAGAGUCCGAGCUCCCUCCCGCCGGUGCGCUGCCCGAGUAUGGAGCUGCUGUGCUGCGAGGGCACCCGGCACGCGCCCCGGGCCGGGCCGGACCCGCGACUGCUGGGGGACCAGCGUGUCCUGCAGAGCUUGCUCCGCCUGGAAGAGCGCUACGUGCCCCGUGCCUCCUACUUCCAAUGUGUGCAGAGGGAGAUCAAGCCGCACAUGCGGAAGAUGCUGGCGUACUGGAUGCUGGAGGUCUGUGAGGAGCAGCGCUGUGAGGAGGAAGUCUUCCCCCUGGCCAUGAACUACCUGGAUCGCUACCUGUCCUGCGUCCCCACCCGAAAGGCGCAGUUGCAGCUCCUGGGUGCGGUCUGCAUGCUGCUGGCCUCCAAGCUGCGCGAGACUACGCCCCUGACCAUCGAAAAACUGUGCAUCUACACCGACCACUCUGUCUCUCCCCGCCAGCUGCGGGACUGGGAGGUGCUGGUCCUGGGGAAGCUCAAGUGGGACCUGGCAGCAGUGAUUGCCCAUGAUUUCCUGGCCCUGAUUCUGCACCGGCUCUCUCUGCCCCGGGACCGACAAGCCUUGGUCAAAAAACAUGCCCAGACCUUCUUGGCCCUCUGUGCUACAGAUUACACCUUUGCCAUGUACCCGCCAUCCAUGAUCGCCACGGGCAGCAUUGGGGCUGCAGUGCAAGGCCUGGGUGCGUGUUCCACGUCUGGGGACGAGCUCACAGAGCUGCUGGCAGGGAUCACAGGCACUGAGGUGGACUGCCUGCGGGCCUGUCAGGAGCAGAUAGAAGCUGCGCUCAGGGAGAGCCUCAGAGAAGCCGCCCAGACCUCGCCCAGCCCAGUGCCCAAAGCCCCCAGGGGCUCCAGUAGCCAGGGGCCCAGUCAGACCAGCACUCCCACAGAUGUCACAGCCAUCCACCUGUAGCACCGGAGAGGCCCCCUCCAGUGGCCACUGGCAGCAGAGGAGGGGACACUGCCACCCCCCCCUCCCUGCCUGCAGGAACGAACCACGCCACAUCUGAAGCCUGAGGGGGCUCUUUCCUAUUUGCCCCUUGCAAAGCAGAAGGGGUCAGGCCCUACCUAUCCCUGCAGUGUGCACUAAGGGGCCUGGCCAGCCAGCCGUGUUUGGGUGGCCAGCCAGGCUCCUCUUUUUCUCUGCAUCUGACCAGCUCUGCUCCUUCCCUGAUCCUAGCUGGCGGUGGGCCAGGCUGGUCAGAAAUGAAAUUGAAGUAGAUAAAAUACAUGUACCAGCAUUCCUUUUUGAGGCCCCCUCAUAUCUGGGGCUCUCACGUUCUCAGAAGCCAACAUGCCCCCAGUGCCUUAUAAAGGUGUCGCACCUUACAGAGUUCUUGCAUUUGGAUUGGGGUCUUUCUGAAGAAGUUUCAGAUAUUCUGAUAGACAUGUGUGAGGGGUAACAGUCUGGACAGCUCCUCUUGACAUACUUUGGAGGCCCCUGCAUAGUCCAUGCUCACAGCUGCUCCCAGAGGGCCAGACCAGGCCUCUGUCAGAGGGGCAGAACCAACCAAUUCCUCCUUGCUUUGCUUGCCGCUCAGCUUCUCCUGUGUGAUUGAGGGGGGGUCAGUGCUGAAGGAAGAGGUGGUGUUAAUUUAUUAAUUGUUUUGAGGACAACUGUAAGAGGGUGUGGUGGGGCCCAUCUACCCCACAAGUGGUGGUAACCCUGGUGGUUGCUGCAUCCCUCCCCUCUGCUACUGGCUAGAGGAUCUUUGUGGCCGAGGAGCUGCUACAGCCUGGGGUGGGGCCAUGCCCUCCUCUCCCUCUGGCCCUCUGCCCCAUCCUCUGGGGGUGAGGGAUGGAGCAGGGAUAAACUGGAGGUGACUGAGCCCCUGUCUGGAGAGGGAGGCAAGCCCUGUUGACACAGGUCUUUCCUAAGGCCACAAGGUCCAGGCUGGUGGCCCAGGACCAUCAUGCUACCUUAAUAAAGAUUCUGGAAUAAA